Messenger RNA from Penicillium canariense, 393 nucleotides. RefSeq names its product cupin domain-containing protein. Bases 1 to 393 code for a protein of 130 amino acids. NCBI's taxonomy places the organism in Eukaryota, Fungi, Ascomycota, Eurotiomycetes, Eurotiales, Aspergillaceae. The record is from RefSeq and is a predicted model, not a curated record. The transcript has 2 exons.
AUGGAAGAGCCAACCUAUGAUCCGAGCCGCCCAAUGCCGGAAAUCAACAUUGUCUACCAGUAUAAACUGGUGAACUGCCCCGGCAAAAGCAUCGUUUGCGUCCGUGUUGAAUUUCCACCUAAUGCCUCGACCCCGCCUCACAGACAUGGCGGCGCAUCAGCCUCUGCAUACGUUUUUAGCGGCACGCUGCUAAAUAAGAUGAACAACGACCCGAUGCAGGUUUUCAAGACUGGUGGGACUUGGUUUGAGGCUCCAGGCUGCCACCACCGCAUUAGCGAUAAUGCGAGCAAGACCGAGCCGGCCACCUUGUUCGCUACUCUUGUUUUGGAUACGGAUGUUUUGGAACGAGAUGGAAUGGAUGCUAUCAUUCAGAUUGAUGAAGAAUAUCGAUGA